Dermochelys coriacea (leatherback sea turtle) is the source of this 1344-nucleotide messenger RNA. RefSeq lists its product as uncharacterized. NCBI's taxonomy places the organism in Eukaryota, Metazoa, Chordata, Testudines, Dermochelyidae. The transcript has 7 exons. The coding region runs from base 1 to 807 and encodes 268 amino acids. The record is from RefSeq and is a predicted model, not a curated record.
AUGACAGCAGAGAGGGCCGAGCUGCUGGUGAGCACCCUGGCCAGCACCGCCCGGCUGGUGCACAGAGCCAGAGAGGCCCACAAAUCUGCCCAGCUGGCCUGUUUCCAUGCGGGGCAGGCACUGGCCCAGGCAGGGGAGGUGCUGUCUCUCUCGAAGCAGAGCUACCUGCAGGCCCGAUGCCUGGGAGAUGGGCUGCUGGGGUGCCUGCCGCACUCGGACUAUCAGGGGCUCUUCCGGUGCCUGGCCCGGCCCCCACUGUCCUACGAGGAGUUCAAAGCAACACUGAGCCGGGCCGAGAGCACCCUGCUGCACCCUGUCUUCCAGAGCACAGGGUCCCCCCAGAGCCAGCAGGCACCCUGCCCGGACUGCCACACCCUUUCAGGCUGUGCCCAUGACUGCACCCUGUGCAGGAUCCAGGAGUCUGGGCCCCAGGGAUGCCCCUGUGUCAGGGAGACGGACAAGGACAGCAUGGAGGAGGAGGAGGGGAGGUCACUGCAGGUCCAGGGACGUGACCCCUCCCGCCACAGACAGGUGGAGGCCGUGCGGCUGGAGGACCAGAUGCGGGGGGCCUUUGUGACCCAGCGGUGCCGCUCCCCCCGGCGCUCCCCGUCCAGUGGCCUGGAGGAUCUGUCCCCCCUGGUCUCAGAGCAGGAGCUCAGCACCAUCCAGCCCCUGAUCCACUGCCCCUCUCGCCAAGGUGGGCCCGGCAAAUUCCUGAGCAAAGUGAACCGUCGGGACCGGCCCCCCUGCGAGAACGUGGACAGCGACACCGACCAAUCAGAGACCGUGGCCAAGGCCACCGCCUAGCCCUGCCCCGCACCCCUGGCAGGGGCCACGAGUGUAAUAAACCCGGGCCCCCCCGGUCUGUCCGCCGCAGCCGCCCCAUGGCUGAAAUGCAGCCGCUGCUGGGGUGGAGCGUGGGGGGAAGCAGGCCUCAGAGACCCGCUCACAGGGCCGUGGCCAGGCCGCCGACGGCCUCGGCCUGCCCCCCAGGGGAUCCUGGGAGGUCAGCCAGGCCGGGCCCGGGGCAUUCUGGGAAACGGGCCAGGCCGGGCCCGGGGCAUUCUGGGAAAUGGGCCGGGCCGGCCCCAGGGGAUCCUGGGAAGUUCUUUGCGAGCAUCACUUCAUGCGUCUCUGCCCCGAUUGGGUAACUGGGUGUCACAUGAUUUGAGUGCCGGAACCGGAAGUAGCGACGCAUUCAAAAUGGCGGCGAUCCCCGGACGGGUUCAGGGCAGGACCGCUCUAGCCAGCAGUUCUCCAGCUGCUCUAUGGCUGAAGCUGAGCGAUGCCAUCCCGGCCACAGCAAGGGGGGGAGAAUGGAACAUCCCGGACUGAACCAACUGG